AUGGCGGCCACCACCACCUUCCUCCGCGAGGCCGAGCUCCGCCUCCUACGCUGCACCCUCCCCUCCCCUACAUCCCAACCAGCGCCCCCCUCACCUCCCCCAGCCCACCCGCUCGGCCCUAUCGCCGCCUCCGCCCUCGCCGCCGUUGAGGCCGGGGACUACACGGCCGCGCUCGCAUCCGCUGUCCCGCACCUCCUCCACGGUUCCACCUUAGCCUCCGCCGAUUUUGCCACUGCCUCCCCGGCCCAAGUUUGUGCCGACCUCGCUGCCGCUGCCGAGUCGUUCCUCCAGGGGGAUGGCGGAGCGACGGCGGGCGAAGGGUUCCAGUGCCGGUGCGCAGUUGUUCUCUCCGCGGCGGUGGCUGCGCUGCUCGCAUUCACGCAGCAGAACGUGACGGGACCUUCUGGAAAGUUUUCCCCCUUCCCUUUCCAGAUUCCAUCUUUGGAUGAAGGGUGGUUCAGUGAUCCUGGAUGCAAAUGGGAUGCAUGGGCUUCAGAUCAUUUAGCUUCUCUUGGUUCCCAUGUUCAUGGGAAAUUCUCUCUCUUGCAGUUCAUUAUCUUCGCAGAACUUCUAUUCACAAGCAUAAAGAGUCUGGACUUCUCUGAUUGUUGGAGUGUGUCAUGGUGGUUGUGCAGAAUAUCCAUGUGCCAGCAGAAUAUUCUAGAUGAGCAAUCGUCCUCCUUGUUUGAUCAAGUUCAAGUGUACAAAAAUAAAGUGCUGAACCAUUUUGGUGAACUUGAAAAGGUUUCUAGCUACUGGGGUUCUUUGUUAUGUGAUGAAGAAGGGUCAUCUUUUGUCUCAGCUGCGUUUCUAGAAGCUGGAAUUGCGGAGUAUAAAUAUGGUCGAGUUGAUGCUUCAAGGUUGCAUCUGGAUAGUGCUCAAGAGGCAUGUGGGAUUCAUCUCUCUCUCACAGGGAUUCUUGGUUUUCGAACAAUACACCAGGUGGAUGCGAAGUCCCAAAUGGUACUAGUUGCGAAGACUACUAAACCAGCAGAUGAUGAGGGACAAUCAGCAGAGCUAACAGGAGCUCAGAGUGAUGGGGUGGCUUUAAAAACUGUGAGGAGCUCUGUUCCUAGUGAAAGUGAUGAAUUUUGUGAUAUACUGAGAACACCUAGACUGGCACAAAAUGGGAAUGACUCGAUCAGUGAGAGUACGCCAUCUGCAAGCACAAAGAUAUCACUAACUGCUAUCCAGCAGGCUGCUGUACUUGCACAAUGUUUACAUGUGAGUCGGAGGAGUCGGAGUGAUGAAAUGUCUGGGUGGGAGAUGGCACCUUACAUAGAGUCAAUUGAUUCUCAAGAUGAAUCUUACUUUGUGGUCAGGAGCUUGUGUAAUGUUCUGCGUAUUAGGUGGGAGUCCACCCGCAGUCGGACAAAACAGCGGGCACUCUUAAUGAUGGAGAAUUUGGUUGAAGAUAUUGCCAAAGAAUUUCCUGUGGUUUCACAAAGAGCCAAAAUGGUUUUUGGAGUUCAUAUGCCGACUAUUCCUGCAUUAAGGAAAGAAUAUGGCGAACUUUUGAUAAGUUGUGGUUUACUUGGAGAAGCUUUGAAUGUAUUCAAAGAUCUUGAAUUGUGGGAUAAUCUAAUCUAUUGCUAUCGAUUAGCGGGUAAAGUUGCGGAUGCAGUUAGUCUAAUAAAUGCCCGUCUCUUGGUUACACCAAAUGACCCAAGGUUAUGGUGCUCACUUGGCGAUGCUACAAAUAACGAUGAUCAUUAUAAGAAAGCAUUGGAAGUCUCAAAUAACAGAUCUGCUAGAGCCCUGCGUUCGCUGGCUCGCAGUGCAUACAACAGGAAUGACUUCUAUUCAUCAAAAAUUCUCUGGGAAUCUGCAUUGGCGUUGAAUUCUUUGUUUCCAGAUGGCUGGUUUGCCUAUGGUACAGCUGCAUGGAAGGAUAAAGACCUUGACAAGGCUGUGGAUGCGUUUAGUCGUGCUGUGCAGAUAGAUCCUGAAAAUGGAGAAGCAUGGAACAACAUAGCCUGCCUGCACAUGAUUAGAGGAAAGAGCCAAGCGGCAGUCCAGGCAUUCAAGGAAGCUGUAAAGUACAAGAGGAAUAGCUGGGAAGUUUGGGAAAAUUACAGUAAGGUUGCUUUGGACACAUGCAAUAUUCAACUGACACUUGAAGCUGUCAAAACGAUUUUGAAUUUGUCGUCGAACAAGCGCUUCAAUGCUGAUUUAUUGGACAAGGUGAUGACCACUCUCGAAGAACAAGCUACCCAUCUUAAUAAUACACAAGAAGCUGAAUCCAUAAGCAAUACUUCAUAUGAUGCACAUGAAGAGACUAGGCGAUCAAAUCAAUUGCUAGAUAUAAUUGGCGAUAUCCUUCAGCAGAUUGUACGAAGUGGUGCUAGCAAUGCAGAGAUAUGGGGAUUAUAUGCAAGAUGGCACAAAAGCAAGGGAAACCUCAUGGCAUGCUCUGAAGCUUUGUUAAAGCAAGUUCGAUCCCUGCAGGGUUCAGGGUUAUGGCAUGAGCAGAUAAAAUUCACAAAAUAUGCUCAAGCUUCUCUCCAGCUUUGCAAGGUCUACAUUGAAAUUUCUUCCACGACUGGAAGCAGACGAGAAUUAUUGUCAGCUGAGAUGCAUCUUAAAAGCUCGUUAAAACAGGCAACGGACUUCUCAGGUACGGAGGAGUAUAAAGCACUUAAUGACUGCCUUGUAGAAUUAAAGGAGCUGAUUGGUGGUGCAUAGACUUGCUGAACUUCUCUUUCUGGUCGAUCUCAGUUGUGAACCAAGGCCACCUCAUCAGGACGGCAAAACAAAGGCUCUGGCUGCAAAUUCUUGGUAUAUAGCUUACCGCAAAGGAAUAGCCCUCAACUUUCCAAAAUACAAGGGUCAUCGUAUAUCAGCUCAUGGGAGAUUGGGACGAGAGGAGCAUCUAAAUCUUGAGGAAAGUAGAGAGGUAAUUUAUAUGCGUAACUUAAAGCUCAAGUUAUGUGGGGCUACGCCCAAGUUCAACACCAACAAGAAACCACCUCCUUAUAUUAGUUUACUUGUCGGAAGAACCUAUGUUGUUGUAAUCCCAUUUUCUAAUUUCCUUAUAUGUGGUUCUGGUUUACUAAGAGUUUUUUCUGGAUCCUAAAAUUUGAGAUUGAAAUGUUUGGAACAAUUGAUUUAGCCUUAAAUCUUGAGAAUGGUC
This is a messenger RNA of Lolium rigidum, 3133 nucleotides long. Its product is annotated as tetratricopeptide repeat protein 27 homolog. The record is from RefSeq and is a predicted model, not a curated record. Bases 1 to 2685 code for a protein of 894 amino acids. Gene Ontology annotation, molecular function: protein binding. Lineage: Eukaryota; Viridiplantae; Streptophyta; Magnoliopsida; Poales; Poaceae. The transcript is spliced from 21 exons.